AUGUACUCCCAAAACUUUGCCAACAAGGUCGCGCAACAACUCAAGCCCUCGAUGGUCACUGUUCUCAAGACGGCUGUGAUCACUCCCGGUGCGGAAACCUCCGUCAGCCCCGUGCAUCUGUUCUACGACGCAAGCGAGCAAAUGUGGUCCCCCGUGAGCCCCGUGGAGACCAUCUGCACCGCGCAGAAGGACGAGGGGGUCUCUCUCUACGAGAAGAGCACCGAAGAGAUCACUGCCGCGGCUGGGCUACUGGCCAAGUGUCCACGGGCGGCGACGCAGGUCAUAUGCACUUUUGUCUAUUGCACCUUUGAUUUGAACCUUGGCUGA
This is a messenger RNA of Phanerochaete carnosa HHB-10118-sp, 327 nucleotides long. RefSeq lists its product as uncharacterized. NCBI's taxonomy places the organism in Eukaryota, Fungi, Basidiomycota, Agaricomycetes, Polyporales, Phanerochaetaceae. Bases 1 to 327 code for a protein of 108 amino acids. The transcript has a single exon. The record is from RefSeq and is a predicted model, not a curated record.